UUCAGAAAUUCUAAGCAUCAGCUACAGUAAGGAUACGCUACAUCCCAAGUUGUCGCACGUCCCAAAUCGUCGCCGAUCUUCUUCUGUGGUCCAGCUAUGACCGCUGUGGUGUGAAUACAGUCGAUUGAUGGAGAAUUUCAAAUCCUUCAAAGAAGCCAAGUCUUACUUCUCGGAAACAUGGGCUGCAGAACGAAGACAUAUCAUAGCAGAAUUAACUAGUAUCAAAGACGAAGUCCAGACACAGGCGAGGAUUCAUUCCAUUGGAUUUAUGACGUAUUCCAGCGUCGGUCUUGUGGGUGGGGGCCUGGCAAUAGCAGGAAUCUUGUCGGCUCCAUUCACCUUCGGAGCUUCUCUGGUAUUAACGGUAACUGGCAUUGCUACAGGAGUGACAUCUGGUGUUGCAGGAGUUGCUCACGGGGCUGUCAAAUUUGAAAUCGUCAAAGGUAAAUGUAAUGAAGCGAAAACGAGUCUGGAAACUCAUGACAUAGCCUCUAAGAAAAUGAAACGUUUAGUAGAAGCAGUCAAGGAGGAGAUUGACGAAUUCAAACUGGAAAUAAAAGGCGAUAACGGAUUUGAAACUUCUGAGAUUUUGGAGGGAGUGAAGCAUACUGGAGGUGCUGUGAUGCUUGCGAAAGGAAUAUCAGAGUUAAUUGGCAACACCAGAGCUGCUGAUGUGUAUAGAACUGGAAGUACAGAUGAGGUUGCCAGAAUUCUAAGCCUUGGUAGUGAAUUGGGCGACUUGGUAAUGAAGGAUGCUUCUAAAGGCGCUGCCAAACUGUCAGCCGAGGGCUUGAGCGUUAUUGCCGCUUAUGGAAUCAUCAUCGAUCUGGGAUCUCUGAUUCACAAUGCAGUCGAUUUCUCCAAAAUGGAAAACGGAAAGCUCUGCAGCGAAGCCGAGAAACUUGAGGAGGUUAUCCAAAAUUUGCAGAAAGAAUAUGAUGUUUUAAGCAAAUGGUUUGAUUGAAAUCUUUCCAUUACCACUUCUCACGUAUUGGUUGACAAUUUCUUAUCAAGGAUUCACAACUCGAAUCUAAAUAUCUUGCCCUAUCACUGGAACAAGAUUUGUAAUGAUUCUUAUUGCUGAUAGUUCGAAGCUCUUCACAAAAGCCCUCUGAAUCAUUGAACAAUUUGGACAAUGUUAAAAACCGAACAUUUCAAAAAUUCAAAUAUGUUGAGCAGAAUCAGAAUUAGCAAGUGUACAUACAAUUUAAGUGAAAUUUUCGUGAUCAUAUACUAUAAUGAGUACUACCAUUAGUGGUAUGUGCACAUGGAAUUUAAGUGAAAGUGUCGUGAAUAUAAUAUAGUGUUGACUACCUACAGCACAGAGGGGGGGGGGGGGGGGGUAAUCUGAGCAGACAAAUGUGAAAUUUCUAAAUGUUUUCAUGUUUUCAUUCAUUCCUGCUGUUAAACAAAUAUUAGCCACAGAUGUUUAACGAAAUAGUAGAUGAUUGAUGAUAAUUUUGGUGUUGAACCCUCUCUCAAAGUUAUCGCUUCCGUAGGAUCUGGAUAAGGGGGAGGGGUUCGAUCCUGAAAAAGGCGAGAUAUGUUGGAUAAGAUACAUCUGGUAAUGGGGACUGUGUGGAUGCCUGUGGCGAGUGCUAAUUUGCAUAUUUGUCUCUCACGGGAUUCGAACUUGUUUCUGUAAAUAAGUUGUGACGUAAGCGGUAUACUAAUAAUAACACGCGUUACGUCACAAUAAAUUUACAGAAGCAAGUGUCUGUGUCUACCUAAACUGGGGAAAACUAUGACUUUUUAUGAUGAUUCGUUGGCCAGGUCUCAGCUUGGAGCAAUAUGGAAUUUUUAUUUUGAAAUGUGAAGAAUGUAUUAUACAAUUAGAGCGUUUUUAUGAGGUCAAAUGAAUGUUUUUAUCAAUAUGAUAAGAAUAUAUUGACCGUAGACUUAUAUCGACCUGAUGAGAGCAGAUGCAAAAAUAUUGAUUUGUAUUCAAUGAUCAUGUUACUCAUAAUAUUAUGCAAAAAUCUUAACUCAAAUCCGGCAAUCUUGAUAUCUGUAUGCGAAAAUUUUGAUUUUGAUUUAUCUAAGCGAUGAAUCUUUAUUAUAAUAUUUUGAUUUCAAUGUAUAUGUUUAUGCGAUAAAUCUUGAGUUCUAUUUGAUAAUCUUGUUUUAUAUGCGAUAAUCUUGCUUUUUAAAUUGUAUAAAGUUUGCCUUAUAUUUGAUAAUCUUGUUAUCUAUAUGGGAUACUUUGAUUAUAUUUUGCAAUCUUGUUAUUUAUAUGCGAACAGCUUGAUUUAUAUGUGAUACAUCCUGUUAUUUAUAUUCAAUAAUAUUGUUAUCUAUAUUCCAUAAACAUUGUGAUUCAUAUUCGAUAACCUUGAUUUGCAUAUAUAUAUGCUAGAUGUAAUAAACGGAGUUCUUGGUAAAGGCAAUUUUCAUGAAAGUGAAAGUAGGAUUUGGCGGCAUUUUAUUCGGCUGAUUGUUUGUUUUACGACCUGUCGAGAAGUUUUACUUAUAUCAAGACGUCAGCAGUAGAAGUGCCACAUUUUAGAAUUUUAGACCUAUACUUAGCACAUUCGGUCGUAGCAGUGUUUUCUUUAAAAUAAGUAAGCAAUUUAUUUAUUAUAGUGACAUGUGUUUUAAAAUACAAUAUUUCACAACAUUUUACAAAGUACAUAAAUUAUUGAACAGACGGACCUGUAUGUCACUUUGAAUCAAUAUAUAUGUAUCAUAACAUUGUAUAUAUACAAGCGAAUGGUGAUAUAAGAUUAUCAAUUUCUAUGUAAUUUUUGCUGUUUGAUUUUAUAGGAAUUAAAUAUAAAGUUUGCUAUC
This is a messenger RNA of Ostrea edulis (European flat oyster), 2787 nucleotides long. RefSeq lists its product as uncharacterized. The record is from RefSeq and is a predicted model, not a curated record. Gene Ontology annotation, molecular function: lipid binding. Gene Ontology annotation, biological process: lipoprotein metabolic process; lipid transport. Gene Ontology annotation, cellular component: membrane; extracellular region. Lineage: Eukaryota; Metazoa; Mollusca; Bivalvia; Ostreida; Ostreidae. The transcript is spliced from 2 exons. The coding region runs from base 128 to 964 and encodes 278 amino acids.